Harpia harpyja (harpy eagle) is the source of this 651-nucleotide messenger RNA. RefSeq names its product chromosome 14 C17orf67 homolog (gene C14H17orf67). Bases 79 to 351 code for a protein of 90 amino acids. NCBI's taxonomy places the organism in Eukaryota, Metazoa, Chordata, Aves, Accipitriformes, Accipitridae. The transcript is spliced from 4 exons. The record is from RefSeq and is a predicted model, not a curated record.
ACGUAGCGACUUCAAAUAGGCUAAUGCCUCAGUCAGCAUUACUCAUUUUGGAACAGACUGAGAGAAAGCAGAAUCAAAAUGAAGAAGUUACUUGUGGUUGUCUUCUUUUUGGUCCUGAUGACCACUUUUACAGACACUUCACCAAUUUUGACUGAAAAAGACGCCAAACAGAUUCUGAGAACCCGUCGUGAAGACAGACCGAGAAAAGCUGGUUUCCCUGAUGAGCCAAUGAGGGAGCAUAUGCUUUACCUUCAGCGCUUGGAGCAGAGAUCAGAAGAACAAUUCCUUGAACACUGGUUGAAUCCACAUUGCUUGCCUCACUGCAACAGGGAUUUAGUGCAUCCAAUCUAAUGGUUUUGCCUACCCUGCAAUCGAUCUCUUCAUGGGCACUGAAGAGGAUAUAUACUAUGAUUGUGUUAAGGAGGACAAGAUUAUUCCUGCAUUGGCUAUGUGCUCAUGGUAGAGCUGAGCCUCUUUGCAUUACAGUGCAAUCCUAGUGACAUAGCAAAAUUUUCAACUAUAAAUGGCUAGAUAUGUUAUAGACCACCAUAUAUUUUCUACCAGUAAUGACUGUAUGCAUGCAUGAAUAAACAAAUCGAGGGUUUCCUCAGUUUCUGAGGUAUGGGCAAGAAUAAAUCACUGGUUAGUCCU